Messenger RNA from Ustilago hordei, 2559 nucleotides. RefSeq lists its product as uncharacterized. Gene Ontology annotation, cellular component: nucleus. Gene Ontology annotation, molecular function: zinc ion binding; DNA-binding transcription factor activity, RNA polymerase II-specific. NCBI's taxonomy places the organism in Eukaryota, Fungi, Basidiomycota, Ustilaginomycetes, Ustilaginales, Ustilaginaceae. The transcript is spliced from 2 exons. The record is from RefSeq and is a predicted model, not a curated record. Bases 1 to 2559 code for a protein of 852 amino acids.
AUGGGGCCCAAAAAGCGUCCGCUGGCUCGAAGAAGCUGCCUCAAAUGUCGCGAAAAGAAGGCACGCUGCGAGCUGCCAGACGUCUACGUAGAUAGCUCCAAGACACCUCUGCCGACAGACAAACAGUGCCAUCGCUGCAAUGUCCUUGGCAUCGAAUGCAUCGUUUGGGACGGCGACCGCAAACGAAAGCCAAAGCUAGAUUAUCGCUCGACCGCUUCCCCCAGCAGCUCUGUUGAGCGCGGUCGAGCGACAUCUUCCAACGAGUCUGCUGCAAAAGACAGCGGCGUAGCUCAUCAUCAAACAUCAAACACAUUGCGGGCUGCGAGAUCAGCCGAUGGAGUCGGCCCCUCUGCUUUUGCUGUCGGCCCCUCCCAGAAUGCAGACGGUGAACAGCUAGCAGCCUCUGACCUGAAUCAUGCUCAGAGCCUGCUCAUCAACAGACAAAGAGGCUGGAAGACCUUAUCUACCACCUUACACACUCUCAUAGAGCGCUUGCAGCGCAAACAAAGGUAUGACAACUAUCUCAAGAUGCGAAUCGACACGCCUCCUUCAACACCAGACAUAGUGACCUUCCUCCAACCCGACAAGAUGGUGCUGAUGGAUCUGCAAUUGCAGGACUACCUCGUCGGACAUCCUUAUUUGCCCUCACUGACCAGUCUGCACCGUCAGCAGUCUCUCAGCGCGAAUCGACCACGAGCCCUGCUGCUAGCCACAUUGACAUUACUUGCUCUGAAAGGGCUCGAAGAUGAACUGUCGUCGCCUGACGCUCGGAACCUCUCCAACUACGUCGAUCGGCUCGGUACACAAAUGCUACUAUCAUCGCCACGCGAUAUCCAUCUCGUCAUGGCCUUUGAGCUUUUGCUUUCUCACGAACCCGGCCUUGUUGGCACUGCUGCUUCCCAAUUCGAGCUCGAUGGCAGAGGUUUCGGUCUGGCUUCCGAGAAUCUUCUCACUUGCUCGCUCAGGAUAGCCAGGGAGCUCAAAUUGGACGAUUCCAUCACAAGUACACAACAGUCGUCAUCAAAGGGGCUUACACAUCUCAGUCUAUGGUGUUGCCUGCGCUCUUGGGAGGCACUCUACGCCUUCUUAGGUCAAAGACUCACGAUUAUCGAUGAUCUGGAUGUUCAAUUUGCUGCCAAUGCACAUAAGCUGCUGUACAACGUCGAUGAGGAAGGGCAGAAGCUGCCAUCUCCACCGCGGCUCCAGGAUCCGAACGGCCCGACCACCAAAUCCUACAACGAGAUGCGAGAAUUUUGCAGCAGUUUAGAGAAGAAACAUGGCCGAGAUGGCAUUCUACGUUCUGCUGGUCGUACCGUGAUCUGUAAGCGCGUGGAAACCGCUUGUUGCUUCUUGAGCGGCUUGCGUCAGCUUCAAGAGACAAUCUCGGAUGCUCAACUGUCGCAGGAAGAGAAGCACCAGCGAUAUACUGACCUUCACUGGGAAACUACUGGCAGGAUUCUUAGUGUUCGAGAUCGUACGGACGAAGCCUUGGGAGUCUAUGCCGGCCAACGCCUGGUGCGUUUGUGGGAACAGUUCGUGCACAUCGAAUGUGCCUUCUUCUCCGCUCUGAUCGGCAGCCACCAUACUUCGUGCAUCUUUUCGGGCAAGUUGGAGGGCUCGAUCGAUGCCACCGAGUUGAUGCGCUCAGUCCGAUUUCGAUUGAGUGGUGCUCAGCACAUCUCUGAGGUUGGAGCCUUCGGCAUGGAGAUGAGUCGUGCCUUACUUUCUGGCGUGGCGCAGCUGGAUCGUCAACCUGUGCUGCACAGAUCCAACUCUCAAGCCCAAAUUUCACCCAGGUAUCUGCAACGCUUGCCGACGUUGCUUCUGUGUGCCAUGACGGUGCACGGAGCCAGGAGAUGUCUAGAGAGCAUUGCGUUUGUAUUGGUCGCUUGGGCACGUACGUCUAGUGACGCUUCACUGAACAUCACCGUGAUGGAAGCGUCCGCUCAGAGCAUCAGACGGCUGUUGCCUGAAAGCUCCAAGUCGAACGCCGACACAGUUGCGCAGAUCUCUGCCGACUACAUUGACGAGAUGAUUGAAAUGGCCCAACUGUGGCAGGUGUUCUAUCGUGUCUAUCGUCCCGUCUCCUCGCUUCGGAACGAUCAGACGUCGAAGGGGGUCCCAAACCGAGGGACCUCGACGCAGGCCGAAGAAUCCUUUGAAAGCCACGCCGCUGCUGAUGCGGACGGUCGAUCCGUCCGCGCAGAAACGUCCGCAAUGGACUUUCUUGCAUCGGCGGCGGAAGCAGUGCAGGGUUCGGGUGCUCUCAAUACGGAUCCAACGCGGGCAGUCAACCAGCAAGUACGCCAUACGACAACGACUGAAUCAGCCAGAGUGCCAGAAGAAGCUUCAAGAAAUCAUCCUUCCGCCAACAAUGAGUCGAUGAGCGAGGAAGCAUUGUUCUGGAAUUUACCGGGUCUAGAACCUUCACACGCCGCUUCGACGGCUUCUGUCACUCCCACACCCGGCCAUUCGGAUGUGAUGGAUGCGAGCAUGUUCGAUGCCUGCAUUCCCUUUGAUCUCGAAGCCUUUCUCAAAGAUGUAGACCAGCUUUUUUGA